CUUGACGUCACGCACGCAUACGGCUGCGCGGUCGCGUCAGUGGCUCCCUCGCACGUCGUUUAUAAGUCUCCGCGCCCGCCAGGUACGCAGUCAACUCGCAGCGGCCUCUCUCGUCCUCCCACCAGAGCUGAAAUGCCCUCCAACAACUCUUUCACCGAUGGUCUCUUCCUCAAGAUCAUCAACGUUAUAGUCUACUUCGCAUUCCUGGGGUCUAACAUCUACACUGUUGCUGGGCCGAACGACAUUUAUUACUCUGGCAAGGAAACCUACAUAACACCGGCACCAUGGGCGUUCCUCAUCUGGUCCCUCAUCCACGUCCUGCUCCUCGGAACCAUCAUCUAUCAGUUCUUCGACGGAGGCAAGCAGGUCAUCAUUGACGGCAUUGGAUGGCGUCUUCCGCUGCUCGCUGUUUUGAACGUAGUGUACGUCCACCUCUGGGCCGCGCACCAGUACAUCAUCGCCUUCGUCUUCGCGCUCUUCGUCAGCUCUGCCGUGACGCACAUCUACUAUGUAGUCAAGAAGUAUCACGAGUCCGCUAGCAUUCCGGACGAGAUCUUCGUCCACCUUCCUUUCUCACUCUACCACGGAUGGACGACGCUUCUCGUCGUUCUCACCGCUUUCGAGGCAUUCGGUGUUGACGCUACCACCACUCGUGCUGGAGUCUGGACCAAAGUCUUUGCCUUCCUCGCGCUGUUUUUCCUCGAGGCCACUGCUACGGCAUACGCUUUCUCCUCCCCGGAGGGCGACUUGCCCGCGAGCAUCGCAAUCGCCUGGUCGUUGUGGGCCAUCUUUGCCCACCAGCGCUACCCUGCGUUCAUCCACUGGAGCGCGCUUGCCUUCUCGAUUCUUGCCCUCGUCUGGGUGUUCAAGGCUGUUGUUGGCCUGUUCGCCAAGCUCCGCAGGGGUGGCCGUGGUAUUUCCCUCGACGAGGAGCGUGCACCGCUCAUUGGCGGCCACUGAGCGCGUCGCUUGCAGUUGUUGUCGAGAGAACAAUCAUGCUCAUGAAGUUACGUCCGCAUAGUGAACGCCUUGAACCUGUACGUAGCCAUGUAUAGUCAUUUCUCCAAUAUGUACUAUACAGAGCAUCGUCUGCAUUUGUACUUGUGAUCAGUUCAAUGUUGUCAUGUCAUUCCGUGGAACAUGGAACUCUAUUCAUUCAUACAGUCUCCCCGCCGGCCCUCUUUUCAGUGUUGAUGAUGUUCACUCACAUCCGGAUGUUCGGGCUCCUGUUCCGGGGUAGAUAGUUCGGCCAUUCCGGAAAUUGGGUCUAACUGGAUUCGUCACAUCGCGCAGGCUUGUGGC
Molecule: messenger RNA, 1302 nt
Organism: Fomitopsis serialis
Lineage: Eukaryota; Fungi; Basidiomycota; Agaricomycetes; Polyporales; Fomitopsidaceae
Exons: 5
Coding region: 133-960 (275 amino acids)
Source: RefSeq, a predicted model, not a curated record